UGAAGAGGUUAGCUCCCCGCCAGGUGGGGAUAAAUUCAAGGCAUGGGGCUCCCCCAGCCUUAGGACCUGCGUGUCACAAUGGCCACGGGGAGAGUCCUGCUUGCCUUUCUGCUGCUCCUGUCCCUGCAGCUUGGCCUCAGCUGGAGCCCUGAUACUCAGGGGGCUCCUGUGGCAGAGGAAGAGUUUUCAUCCGAGUGGACAACAGAAGUUGGAGGGACCUGGAGGCCGCUGCUGGACACUCGACAGCCCCAUACCCGCUUACGCCGAGCCCCAGCCGGCCCCUGCCAACUGUGGAGCCUGACGCUGCCUGUGGCGGAGCUAGGCCUGGGCUAUGCCUCGGAGGAGAAGGUCACCUUUCGCUACUGUGCUGGCAGCUGUGCCUGCAGUGCCCGCACCCAGCACAGCCUGACGCUGGCCCGACUUCGGGCCCAGGGUCGAGCCUUCGGCGGGCCCUGCUGCCGGCCUACCCGCUAUGCUGAUGUGGCCUUCAUCGAUGACCGACAACGCUGGCAACGGCUGCCCCAGCUCUCGGCAGCUGCCUGCAGCUGUGGGUGAGGGUACCCGGCCCAGAGCCCUGGUUCCCUGUGCGUGGAGCACUGGAGGAGCUGGGCUGACUUAUUUA
Messenger RNA from Sciurus carolinensis (gray squirrel), 622 nucleotides. It is a transcript of the gene Pspn, whose product is annotated as persephin. NCBI's taxonomy places the organism in Eukaryota, Metazoa, Chordata, Mammalia, Rodentia, Sciuridae. The transcript has 2 exons. The coding region runs from base 79 to 555 and encodes 158 amino acids. The record is from RefSeq and is a predicted model, not a curated record. Gene Ontology annotation, molecular function: glial cell-derived neurotrophic factor receptor binding; receptor tyrosine kinase binding; growth factor activity.